AUGUCCGAUGUUAUGCCAACCGCAGGCAAGGACAUUAUUGGCUUGUGGCUUAUCGUAUUGGCUGCAGUGAAUCUUUCCCAAGCCGCUUCAUCCGAUUGUGAGAAUCCUCCAUUAGACAUAUCUAUCGUGAUCGAUCAAACAAAGAGCGUAGGAGCGGACAACUAUGACGCCAUGUUGGAUUCGGUCAUGGCACUCAUUUCGCAGUAUGAUGUCGGUGAAGACAAGACACACUUCUCCAUCGUAACUUAUGCAAAAGAUGCACAAGUUCGUGUCAGCUUUGACGACCCAAAAUAUCAAAAUAAAGCGGCUCUUCGUGCACUCAUUGAAGAAAUGAAGGAGAAGGACAAGUUGGGGAACCCGACGAGGACUGACAACGCCUUGAAAGUGGUCGCCGCUUCAUCCGAUUGUGAGAAUCCUCCAUUAGACAUAUCUAUCGUGAUCGAUCAAACAAAGAGCGUAGGAGCGGACAACUAUGACGCCAUGUUGGAUUCGGUCAUGGCACUCAUUUCGCAGUAUGAUGUCGGUGAAGACAAGACACACUUCUCCAUCGUAACUUAUGCCAAAGAUGCACAAGUUCGUGUCAGCUUUGACGACCCAAAAUAUCAAAAUAAAGCGGCCCUUCGUGCAGUCAUUGAAGAGAUGAAGGAGAAAGACAAGUUGGGGAACCCGACGAGGACUGACAACGCUUUGAAAGUGGUCGGCGAGGACGUGUUCGACGAAAAGAAUGGAGAUCGACCGGAAUCACCAAACGUCAUGAUCAUCUUCACUGACGGAGGAACGCAUAAGAGUUCCGAACCCUACAGUACCGUGCUACCAACUCUUGAGGAAAAAGGAGUACAGCGAGUGGCUGUGGGGAUUGGUAAAGAAAUUAAGCAGGCAGAGCUUAUAACUAUUGCUGGAGAUGAGAAUCGAGUCGUUAAUGCCAAAAAUUUCGAAGACUUGAACAACCAGUUGGACGAUAUUCGCGAAGCUACUUGUAACAUUGAUGGAGGAUAU
Pocillopora damicornis (cauliflower coral) is the source of this 996-nucleotide messenger RNA. RefSeq lists its product as uncharacterized. The record is from RefSeq and is a predicted model, not a curated record. Gene Ontology annotation, biological process: extracellular matrix organization. NCBI's taxonomy places the organism in Eukaryota, Metazoa, Cnidaria, Anthozoa, Scleractinia, Pocilloporidae.